Messenger RNA from Mya arenaria, 5873 nucleotides. RefSeq names its product toll-like receptor 4. NCBI's taxonomy places the organism in Eukaryota, Metazoa, Mollusca, Bivalvia, Myida, Myidae. The record is from RefSeq and is a predicted model, not a curated record. Gene Ontology annotation, cellular component: membrane. Gene Ontology annotation, biological process: toll-like receptor signaling pathway; immune response; inflammatory response. Bases 119 to 2914 code for a protein of 931 amino acids. The transcript is spliced from 2 exons. Gene Ontology annotation, molecular function: protein binding; transmembrane signaling receptor activity.
AAAUACCCACUUUACCGAAAUAUUCAAUCACAAACAAGGAAGAGUUUGACAAAGAAGGAAAUUAAUCACCAUACGAACGUUUAGUUUACAUCCAUUUCUUGUAUAGUGGGAUGAUUUGAUGCAUUGGCCUAAUAUGGCCCUCGUGGAACUGCUAACCGUUUGUGCCGUGCUUUUGCCUAAAGCAGUAUCUGCUAAUGUUUGCGCCACAAGUCACCUAUCCAACAAAGCAUUCCGGCAAUGUGGACAAACAGGGUUUGCAAUGCAGUGUAACGGAAGUAGACUACAUUCCAUUCCUAGCGAAUAUCCAAACCCAUCAUCACCUCUGUCCGGACCCCUAUGUGUCCUUGACUUAAGUGAUAACACCAUCACUGCUGUUGAAAAUAAAACAUUCUUUCAAGCGAAAAAUUUAAAUUCAACUGAGAUAUUGUACUUAAAUCUGAAUAAAAAUGAUCUAUGCUACCUAGAAGGUGAGGCAUUUGUUGGAUUAUCAAAUUUGAAGUUUUUAAACUUGUCACUUAACAGAUUGGUUUGGAAGGACAGCUUCGCCCCAGGAGUAUUUGCACCUCUAAUUAGCUUAAAGAACAUAAAUCUUAAGUGUAAUUAUUUCAACACGUUUAAAGGGCUAGAUAUGGAACUGAACCUGAUGAAAAGCUUAGAGGGUUUAUUAAUCACACCAAGGAUACACGAAAAUAGGUAUUCAUUCGGGAAAGGCUUUAGAAAAUUAAACCUAACAUCUUUGGACUUGUCAUCUACACCUGAAUGCGGUUGCAAACUAAAGGAAAUAGACAACCAAACAUUUCGAAAUCUUUUACAUAUACGGACACUUUACGUUCGUGGCUGUUUUAUUUAUAACAUUACAGAAGACGCAUUGAAACCACUUCACAACACCCUCCAAGUCUUAGAUGUAUCAGGAAAUACAAAUCUGACCUUUAAGGGCAUGAAUAAAGCGCUAAAUGGUCUAGUAAACUCAACAACUCUGAAGGAAUUAUAUGUGAACCGCAUACAUGUUCGUCACAACCUUGGCAUAGAAAUAAAACCAGAUAACUUCCGAAGUCUAAAUAAGUUACAAAGUCUGGAAAAGCUAUUCAUGGACUUGAACAAAAUAGAAGUUUUUGACGAAGACAUAUUUUAUCCAAACCCGAUGUUUCCUCAAUCUUUGACUCUUCUAACGCUGGCAGGCAACAGGCUUACAGAUGGAAACUACGUGAACUUCUUAUUUAUGGUCAGAAAUCUAACAACCUUAGAUAUAUCUAGACAAUUUCUGGGUUAUGAUCCAUUUAAGUUUAGACAUAAUGAGAUGUCUUCCCAUUCCACGCGUUAUACGCAACCAACUACAAUAUGUGAUGUCAGUAGUUUGCCUACUUAUGUAAGAAAUGAAUCAGUGGACGAUAUAAAGGACGGAGACGUUUGGGAUAUUGUUGUACAGAAAAUGUCUCCAACCAACUACGAUAUCAAAAACAUAGAUCGAGGUGAUUGGGCAGCAUUGUUUGCCAAUUCGCCGAUUGGUUUCGAAGUCAUUUGCACGUGUAAUAUAUCAGUAGCGAGGAAAAUGAUAUGUCUACCAGAACACCUUCUGCGCUUGCAGUGGUCUCGGAGUUACGUGUAUGGUGCGAUACCUCCAGUGUUAUUAUGCGGAACGAAAAAUUUGGAAUUUUUGGAUUUAUCGUACAACUUGCUGUCACGCUGGACAGGACCGGUGUUUGGUUUGCAUCAUUUAAAGACGUUGAACUUGUCUGAAAAUUACUGCACAAAUAUUUCAAAAUUCUUCUUUUUUGGACUUCAGAACCUUGAAAUGCUUAAUCUGACAGGAAAUAUGCUACAAGAAUCAUUUCACCCUAACAAUGCAGAUGCAGGUGUUAUGUUUGAAAAUCAAAAGAAAAUGAAAUUGUUGAUCUUCUCAGCAGUCAAAGUAAGCAUUUUGCAUCAAGAUUUGUUGAAUUCGAUGAUCGAACUGGAAGAAUUAGAUCUUUCCUAUAAUCACAUACGGACAUGGAACUUGAAAUUAAAAAGCUCUUGUUUUCAUCACCUUGAUAUAACUUCCAACAGACUAUCUAGUUUGCCAGAAGAGUUCAGAGCUUAUUUGGACCAAAUGGCAGAGUCGGAAUGUGUGAAAAGCAAAGAUAUAAAGGUUACCGUUGAUAUGUCAAACAACCCUCUUGAGUGUUCAUGUGAACAACUUCCGUUUUGGCAAUGGUUUGUAACUUCCAGUGUUAUUGUUACGUCUAGGUCAGGUAAUUGUAUGCUCAAUGGAAAGAGUAUACCUAUUGAAACUAAUGAAGACGUCCACAACCUCGUAAAACUGCUUGAAAAUGAUUUUUGCAAAGACCGAACAUGGAUUACUUGGGCAACUGCUGGUGGAAGCUUGCUGAUAGGAGUUAUUGUUACAAUUACAUUAGGAACAGCGACAUAUAAAAAUCGAUGGAAGAUCAGAUAUGUAAUAUAUAGUCGUGGACGGAGAUAUCGACAUGCGGGGUUUGAGCACUUAUUUUCUCAUGAUGCGAUGAUAUCGUAUUCCAAAGGCAGAGCAAGCUUCAUAAAAAACUCCUUGGUUCCUUGCCUAGAACAGCAGCACCAAUUUGAUUUCUGGAUAGCAGAUAGAAAUUCCCAAGCAGGUGUAUCUGUUGCGGAGAAUAUUACACAUGCAAUUUGCACAAGCCGGAAGGCGGUGUUGCUAAUUGACAGCGAAUAUAUGUCUGAUUCUUGGUGUGACUAUGAUAUGAACAUGGCUCUAGUAGAAUCGGUGGAAACCAAACGAAAUAUGAUAAUUGUUGUGCUGAUGGAAAAGUUUCAAAUGAAAACACUACCUGUUCCCUUUUUACGUCUUCUGAAGAAUGUGAGAUCGCUGGAGUACCCAGACCAGGAGCAAGAUAUCGACACAUUCUGGAAUAAUCUAGUAGCAGAGAUAAAAUCUUAAAAAAUGGUUCGUCCGUCUAUGUGAAUCUCAACCUAAUUCACAUACGCCCAGGCCAGAGAUGAGAAUAUUGCUGACAACAUACUAGUUGUACAUAAGUGUUUAUAAACUCUUCAUCUCGUCAUAUUCUGUCAGCAAACGUAUUGCUUUACACACAUAUAGAACGUGUUAUUCUGACUACAGUUGUUAGCAGAAAUGUGUUUAGGAAAAGUGAGCAGUUAUUGUCAUAAGCACUAAUUCAAACCCCCAGUUAACUAAUGGCCCUUGUCUUUGAGUCCCUAAAUAAGGUCUAGAUUUUAAGUUUUACAAUACCGCCCCUGAUUCAAAGUUGUACAUAAAAAAAAGUUUGGAACAAGUCUGCGGUGAUAAGCAUAUUAACUAGUUUUAACUCCCAGUUUACACAUGGUCUAGUUAACUCGUGUUUGAAUGAGGGUUCAAAUGCGGUAAUCCCGUCAUAUAUGGUUUGUUGUCUGUAUGUUUAUGUUUGCCGUUAAAUAUUGUAUGUCCUUUAAAUAGAGGUUAUAUAAUUAUAAGUUUGAAAACUUUGCUUGUUCCUGAAGAUUGGGUAAUUGAACCGAUUGUUUUCAAGUACGAUAGUUAUAUAAGUAUUCAUAUGGUGGGUUGUUACAUCCGGCAUUUCAAAUACUGCAAUUAAACUAUUGUUCCUGUCAGUUAUUUCCAUGAACACUGUUAUCAUGUACAUACAAACCUUUUCACGCACACAUUGCAUACAUAUGAUAACAUCUACAACAUAAGUUAUGGAGUUUGGAAAUCAAAAUCCUCUUGUUUGAAUGGUUAACAGUGUUAUUUUUAGGUAGCAUUAGUAUAUUAAAACUCAUUUACAAAUAGAAAUGCAAGGAGAAUAAACGUAUCGAUUGUGAUAAAACACAUAAAUGAAAUAGGAUGGUGAAGGUCAUACGCAUACAGCUAUACGUAUUAUUAUAGUCACAAGAAAACACAAACAUUCACGCACACAUCCAUUUAUUCAAACACGCAUGCACAGAACAAGGAAAGAGUUUAAUAGAUGGAAAGAUGACCCUGUUAUACUAGUAUUUGACUUAAAUUGUUUGUAAUAAAUUCCAUUUUAGCAAGUGAGUCAAAAUUUUAAUUUGGGAUAUUGCUAUCUGUUAAACACUCUUGAUUCGAAUAUUUAAAUAGAUCUGAUAUGCAUUACACUAUGGUUUGUUAUUCCUGUUUUGUUUUUUUUGUGCUUAAAUAUAAAAAUGUCUAUAAAAAUAUCAAAAAGUUAAUUAUCUCCAUGCAUUUAUGUUUAAAUUUUCCUAAGAGAGUUUUACGUCUUGUUACAUCAAUUGCGAUGCCAUUUUAAUUCUUAAAGUUGGUUAUCUUACAUCAUACAACCUUAACUGAUUGAACACUCUAAAAACAAAUGUUCUCAAGUUUUUAGAUUACAAUUACAAAAAUGCAUUUAUAUCUUUUAAGUUUAUGUUUAGAUAAUGUUGUUAGUAUGCGUGUAAAUCUUUCUUUUUAUACUGAAAAGAGGGCAAGGGUUAGUUAUAUAUGAAUUUCCAUUCGUUGAAAUUUAUUUCUAUGCAGUAUUCCAACCAUUUUCAUUUUUCAGUAACUUUUUAAAAACCUCUGUUUGAACGUUUGUAUUAUUUGUUGAUUUUUCGAUUGUUUAAAUAUAGCUCAACAACGUAAUAUGUUUUUGCUGUAAGUAGUUUAUAUUUGUGUUACAUAAUUUUGUUUUAAUAUCGUAACUACAAGGAAAUAACAAUAGUUAAUAUUUUAGGUAAUCAGAUUUAUCAAGUCUAAAUUGGUAUUUAAUUUGGUUAAAGGAGUGAUAUGUUUUUGUUCGAUAAUUGUAAGUAUUUACGAGGUACUUGAGUUCUUUGAUAUACCAACUUUUGUAAAAUAAAGGGUUCCCGUCAUGUUGGGUUUUGUGAUUAUUCCUAAUAAUGUGACCGUCAACUUCCUUGUUUACAUUGCUAUUUUGUUCACUGUGUUCAACUGUGAACAAGAAUGGAAAACAUCAAAGAUGUACGACCUUUUUUUUAAAAAAGAUUGACACGGAUUCAUUUUAAUCACUUUCGAAUAUAAUUUUAUUACUAUAAUAUUAUUUUCGAAUUAUUCGUUUCUUUUUUAUUUUGUCAGGUUUGUUGUUCCAGGGAAUUUAAACAUGGCAUUUUCCUAUUCUGUAUUUAUAUUCUAAAACAUAUUAAUUUUGGUAAUGCUAAUGUUUAAAGUACAGAAACUUUACCAAAAAAAAAUAAGUUUAAAAAAAACUUUGGCAUAAAUUAAUUACUAAGGAUUGAAUGUAGAAAUUAAAUGUAAGUUUAUGCUACAGAUGCUAUGUCGAAAGAUAAUGUUGUUUUUUUCUUUGGAAGGAAGACAUUAUUGCUGACUUCGAAUACGUCUGUAAACAUUGACUCAUUAAGGCAUUCCAUGUUCAUAUUACUUUUCUAUAGAAUAUAAAUAAAUAACUAUGUUGUAUUUUGUCCGGGGUGGGGGGUCUUUAUUAUUUUUUAUUUUCCAAUUGCUUUCAGUGAACUCAGAUACAUUUUUCUAACAGAUCUGGAUACACCAAAAAUGUGUAGCAAACAUAAGUAUUUUAGUUACAGAUUCUUUUUAGAAUAUGGGAAACGCCGUUCCUUUAUAAUACUUAUAACAAUUGAUUGAUUUCUUUAAUGUUCAAAGCUUCUUAUUAAGACCUAUUCUGUUUUGUUGUACACAAAUGUAUAUAAAAAUUUUGUUAUGAUUGUACCAACGGUUCCAAAAAGAACAAGAUUUUUGUUCGUUAUCCGUGGUCGUUACAAUGCGUCGUCUGCCACCUUUUGUGAAACAUGUUGACUCAUAAAUGUUCCAAUGACUGUUAACAAAAUAGAGUCGAAAUUUAGGGUUGCGUUUUAUUAUGGACAAUUUUGAGGCUGAGUAAUGUAUGGCGUUAUUUGUGUAUUGCUAAUACCAAUUUCUUCUAUAAGUCAAUAAAGUGUUCUUUGCUUGA